Messenger RNA from Naegleria lovaniensis, 2685 nucleotides. RefSeq lists its product as uncharacterized. Bases 1 to 2685 code for a protein of 894 amino acids. The record is from RefSeq and is a predicted model, not a curated record. Lineage: Eukaryota; Heterolobosea; Eutetramitea; Acrasida; Naegleriidae. The transcript has 3 exons.
AUGUCUCUUAUUGAUCUUCCUACCGAGUCUCUCUGUACUAUUUGUUCAUUUCUUAUCGGAGAGCUCUUUGAUAAUGAUCGUGAUCGGGAGCAAGCAAAAUUCAAACGAACUUCUCAUCGGAAGAGUCAUCAAUUAUUUAAACGUAGUGAUGAUCAGCAUGAUGAUUAUUUAGGGGAAUUUGGAAACACCCGAUUUUCAUUGAAUGAAAUGCUAAGCCUCUUUUCGUUGAAAUAUUCCUGUAAAAAGAUGUAUCAGUUUGUGCAUGAGAAUGAAUCGUUAUGGUUUUCAGUGGUGUUUGAAUUUCCCGGAAUUUUGAAUUAUCAGAGUUGCGUGGAGAGAUCCCGAUUCAUGGCAAUGAGUAUGAUGGUUCCAGAGGAAGAAUCCUCCUUCUCGGAACACUUUACCAAUGCUCUAACUGAAAAAUUUAUUCCCGAUAUGGAAGAUGACAUUUUCAAUGCAUUGAACAUGAUAGAUGUUUUAUGUGAUCGUAAAAAAGUGGUGAAGAGAUUAUGUUUGAAUUAUUCAGCAGAGGUUUUCAAUUUUCCAAAUGUAUUGGAAAAGAGAUUUCAAUAUUUGAAUGAUCCAUCGACGGGUGAUAGUGAUCACACAGUACAACUAUUUGAUUGUAAAGUGUUAUUAGAGUAUUUCGUUGAGGCCUUUCCAAAUGUUCAAGAAUUGAUACUAUUAGAACGAGCAGGUAAGCUUGGAGCAAGACCAAAUAUCACGAGCUCGUUAGACAUGUCGGUGAAACGAUGGAUGAAUAUGAAACAUGUUGCGGUUGAUAUUGUUUUUGAAAAUUGUGUUCAAUUACUAGUUGCACACAUGUCGUCAUUGGAACGAAUUACAUUGAUGAACAAUCAAAAUAAUUUUGGAGUUUUUGUUGACAUUUGUCGACAAUUAAUUGAAAAAGGAGUGUUCACAUCUGAAAAAUUGAUUUCAGUGGAGUUAGCAGGUUCCAUAGAUUCUAAACACUUUCACACCCUUCAUGCACUAUUCAAAAAUUUCUAUGGCGACCAUGAUACCAAGUACAUUUCAAAAUUUAGAUCUCUCAAUGUUUUGCAGCUAAGCCCUUCCCAUGAAAUCACAAACACAGAUUUUACGGGCUUAAUCUCUAAUUUGGUAGAAUUGACAUUGGUUCAAUACCAAAGUGCUGAAACACUUGAUUUGAGCGUCUUCUCAUUUACAUCUUUGAAAAUUCUGAAUUUAAAAGGAUGUAUGCAAGAUUUGAUAUUGAAGGGUAUGCGAGCUCCUGUUCUUCACUGUAUGCAUCUUCGAAUGUUUAACAUUCCUGAACGUGAAACAUUCGAUUCAUUGGCCCAUUUAACUCUCGACAAUUGUAAAGGAAGUGAUGCAGAAGGUUGGUUUGCACAGCACGAGCGUUUACGUACAUUUAAAAUCAUCACCUCAAACAUGGUCCAUGAACAAAGUGCAGAAUUUUCGUUUAGAGAUCAUUCACACAUAGAGUCCAUUCAUGUUCAAGGAGCUGAGAAGACGGAAAUCAUGACUUGUCACUCUCUUCGAAGCGUCCAUCUCCAAAAUUGCAACAACCUGAAACUACUUCUUCCUCACGUCCGUUUAUCAAGUUUGGUGCUUCAUGACGAUGAUGAGAUCAUGUCCAAUCGUUGCGUAUUGGAAAUAGAUUUGGAACACUGUGCCACAUUGAACAUGUGCUCCAACAACAAGAGAACAUUUAUGUUUCAUCAAAGAACUACUGUGGAUCAUCUCAUUGUGAAGAGUAUGCAUCAUCUCGAUCAUAAUCAAUUUGACGAUCUACUCACCAAACAUACUUUGGCUAGAUUCAUUCAACUAUCGAGUCGUGAUCCCUUAACCUCAACCGAUCGAUUCCUACUGACCUUAGUUCCAGAUGUGAAAUCUAUAUGUGUGGAAAGAAAACAAGAAACGGGCAGCGGGUAUGAAAUAGCCAUAGCCGAAACCACCCCACAAUAUAUUCAAAAACUGACAUCUUUGACCAGUCUUGAGCAUGAGUCGAUUCGAAAUGUAGCAUUCCAUCGAGUAUCAGGCAGCAUCAAUUGUGAAAAUAUUAAUUUAUUGAUCUUGAAGAGCUGUACACAAUGUGUAAUCUCCCAGAAGACUUUUCAAAAUUUGAGAUACUUAACCAUUUCACAUGGAGGAGUUUCCUCACUCUCGCUUUCCUUACAGGAUAUGCCACUUCUUUGUGAGAUUAAUAUUUCUCAAUCGCAUAUUAAUUUUAAAUCCCUGACACGUCUCACGCACAUGCAUAUUCGAUCGAUGGUAUUCCAAUCAUUCAGUCUAGAAUCUCAAAUUCAUCUUAAAUAUUUGACAGCUCCCAACUUACUGCGAUUGAUCAUUCAUCGUGAUGAACUUUUACUCACUAUUAAUAAUGGCCAAGUAUUAUUUGGAAACGACAACAGCAACAUUAUUUUACAUGAAUUGAAUUGUCCAUGCUUGCUUGUGAAAUGCAUUCCACAACGCGUUGAGACGGAAAAUAGUUUCAUUCAAUUACCAUUUGAACAGAGACGCAAAAUUCAAAGAAUCACAAAACUAGAUAGAUCAUACAAAUUUGGUGUCUACAAGAUUGAGAUGUAUAUUGACAUUUUGUAUGAAACCAAGUUCAAAAAAUGUCAGAAAACAACACUUCAGAGAAUCAUCACAGGUCAACAUCGAGACCUUCGUGGUGUAGUACUUAUGGAGUGGGAGUUGUGA